Molecule: messenger RNA, 3682 nt
Organism: Amblyraja radiata (thorny skate)
Lineage: Eukaryota; Metazoa; Chordata; Chondrichthyes; Rajiformes; Rajidae
Product: interferon-induced GTP-binding protein Mx3-like
Exons: 13
Coding region: 7-1896 (629 amino acids)
Biological process (GO): synaptic vesicle budding from presynaptic endocytic zone membrane; defense response to virus; receptor internalization
Cellular component (GO): nucleus; synapse; cytoplasm
Molecular function (GO): microtubule binding; GTP binding; GTPase activity
Source: RefSeq, a predicted model, not a curated record
GUCUGGAUGCCUGCAUAUGGCGUGCCAUCAGCACAAGCACAGACAGAACAAAGAGUGAAGGCAAUGGAUGCCCCAUUGUCCAUUCAUUACGAGCAGGAGGUACGACCAUGCAUUGAUCUCAUCGAUUCUCUGAGAGGAUUUGGUGUGGAUAAGGAUCUCGGACUUCCAGCCAUUGCAGUGAUUGGUGACCAGAGCUCUGGGAAGAGCUCAGUGUUGGAGGCGCUCUCAGGAGUGGCCUUUCCCAGAGGGAGUGGAAUUGUAACAAGAUGCCCACUUGAAUUGAAGUUAAGAAAUGUCAAAAAAGCAAAUUUUUGGCAGGGGAAAAUCAGCUACAGGGGUUAUUCGAACUACCUCAGUAGUGCAGCUGAGGUGGAACAAGAAAUCCUCAAAGCCCAGGACAGUAUUGCAGGGCCGGGAGUGGGAAUCAGCCACGAACUAAUCAGCCUCGAAGUUGAAUCCACCAAUGUUCCUGACCUGACUCUGAUAGAUCUGCCGGGUAUCGCCCGAGUCGCCGUUGGCAACCAGCCCCAAGAUAUCGGAGUCCAGACUAAGAGACUCAUUACAUCGUUUAUUCUGAAACAAGAGACAAUUAACCUUGUCGUCGUGCCUUGUAACGUCGACAUAGCAACCACAGAAGCACUGAAAAUGGCCCAGGAAGUGGACCCUUCUGGAGACAGAACUUUGGGUAUUUUGACCAAACCUGACCUGGUGGACAGAGGAACAGAGAAGAACGUAGUUGACAUUGUGAACAACCUGACAGUAGAGCUGGCGAAGGGAUACAUGAUCGUUAAGUGUCGUGGCCAGCACGACAUCAAUCAAAAUGUAACACUGGUGGACGCAAUCGCAAAGGAACAGGCAUUUUUUGAAGACCACGAACUAUUUGGACCACUUUUGGACGAAGGAAAGGCAGGCAUCUCAAAUUUGGCCGUUCGGCUUACAAAGGAACUUGUCAACCACAUUAUUAAAUCAUUGCCUCAGUUGCGAUAUGAAAUAGAAACCAAGCUGAACCAGUCGUUGCAAUCCCUCAAGAGGUACGGCAUCGCUGCCCCCACUUCUUACUCCGAGCAAAUAACAUUCUUAAUCGAGAAAAUCAACAGCUUCAGCAGCCACAUAAAAAUUCUGACCAUGGGGGAGGAACCUCAGGAGGUGGUAGAUGGCGAGAGGUACAUCACCGUAGUACGAAAUGAGUUUUGUGACUGGAACACAUUCCUGAACGAACGUGUAUCAAAAUUCCAAAAUCACAUGAAACAUAUAGUUCCCCAAUAUGAAAGCUCAUACCGUGGAAGAGAGCUGCCUGGGUUUAUCAACUACAGUACCUUUGAAUCCUUCAUUAAGAAAGAAGUCUCUGCACUGAAAGAUCCAGCUAUUACAAAACUGAAGACAAUCACAGAUAUCACAAGGAAUAUUUUUAUGGUCGUUGCCGAGCAACAUUUCAGUGCCUUUAGUAACCUGUCCAAAGCUGCCAAGGUCAUAAUCGCAAAUAUGAGCCACAAGCAAGAAACAGAAGCAGAGAGGCUGCUGCAGGCCCAGAUUAAGGUUGAGAGUGUGGUGUAUUGUCAAGACGGUAUCUACAAUAACAGCCUUUUUGAAGCAAAAGGCAAUUUGCCACAACCUUUGGCAUUUGGCAGCAUCCAAGAACUGUCGGAUCAUCUCCACGCAUAUUACAAGGUUGUCUCUCAUCGACUGGCUAACCAGAUCCCCAUGGUCAUACGCUGCUACAUUUUAAAUGAAUUUGCUGACAAACUCCAGACAGAGAUGCUUCAACUCAUCCAAGACAAGGAUUGCAUCAAUGAUUAUCUAAUGGAAGAUGAAGACACACAGAGGAAGAGAGAUGACCUCAAUCGCAAAAUAGACCGAUUGACAAAAGCCCAGAAGACAUUGCUUGAAUUUGGUUAAAUAAGCGUUGAACGAAGGUCACUGAAUACUGUAAAGAUAUGUUUAUAUUUUGUUUGCAAAUUUUUAUAUUUCUUGCCAACUUCCGCUCUUGAAGGGAUUGAAUCCUUACUACUGUUUAGUCUCGGAGUUCACAAUCAUUCUUUGAUACCAGCAGCCUUUAUUCCUGUUUAAUUGCAUGAUGACAAUCUAUCCACGGAUAGGUACAUGGAUAGGAUAGACUUAGAAGAAUAUGGGCCAAACCCAGGCAGGUGGAACUAGUGCAGAUGGGACCUCGGGUCAGCAUGGGCAAGUUGGGCUUGUUUCCACAUUCUUUGACUCUAUUUGUGAGUUAUAGGAAUUUACGGUACCUCCUCACUCAAUUUCCAUAUUUGUGAUCUUCCUCCUGGCUAAUGUCCUCUUUCCAAUCAAGGGAUAUAAGUCUGAAGAAGGGUCUCGACCCGAAACGUCGCCUAUUCCUUCUCUCCAUAGAUACUGCCUCACCCGCUGAGUUUUUCCAGCAUUUUUUGCCUACAAGGGUCAUAUUUGCUCCCAUCCCAUCCUGACUGAAAUUGGCUAACUGGAAAACAUGGAUUGAUUUUAAAUUGAAGGUAGACACAAAAUGCUGGAAUAAUUCAGCGGGACAUGCAGCAUCUCUGGAGAAAUAGAUAGGGAGACGAGACCCUUCGCCUGAGUUAUUCCAGUAUUUUGUGUCUUAUCUUUGGUGUAAACCAGCAUUUGCAAUUCCUUCCUACACAUAUUGAUUUUAAAUUGUCUGUAUAUUGAGCAGCUCGGUGUGAACUUGUUUAAGCUGUCAAGGAACCUUUAAUUGUCUUUUGAUGCAUCUUAUGAGGAAUCUCUUUGCUUAAUGGAUUGAGUUUAGUAACAAGAGAUUGAGUUUAUACAAGAUUGGCAAGAGAUUGAGUUUACACAAAGUUCCUGGCCCGAAACAUCUUCUGCCUUUUUCCACAGAUGCUGCCUGACCUGCUGAGUUCCUCCUGCACUUUGUUUUUACACUUAGCUAAUGUUCCCCGACAAUUAUAUUCCGUAUCAUGAUUUGGAUGUGAAAUUGGAAAUUAGAUUGUGAUUAGAUUUAAAUUAAUUCUAAUCACACUUUACAUUUUUUUAUCAUGUUUUAAAACAAAUUUGGAUUUGACUUGAAGCAAAUAGAUAAUUAUCCGAUAUAGCAUUCACAAGGAUACAGAGUGGAGUGGAAUUUAGUGUUUGAUACGAGUCAUUUUACAAUACUGGAGAGAUUUUGAGGAUCAAGAUUAUUAUUCUAUUUUUUACACCAAUACACUGUUCUUAACAAAAACCUACCUAUCAUAUGAAACCUUAUAAAUAACAGAUAUAAAUUAGAUAACUUCAAGACCGAAAGUCAAACAUUUUUUCAUGACAGGCAAAUUUUCAUUGUUUUACCACCAAUUUGGACACCAAAAGUGUGACAUUAAAAACUUUACCACAUUUAGUCAUUAAUAUUUAAUUCAUAAAUAAACUUCAUAUGGCCCCUCAUACAUACAUGUUUUGAGAAUGAUCUAGGGAAAUAUCUUCAUCAAUACCAGGAGAAAAAUACAGUAAUAUGUCCGGUAUUCCGCCUAGCAAAGAUCUGGUAACGGUCGUUGUGCUUGGUGUCCAUUGUCACAAUGACGGUUAUCGGGGUCGGUACCUCCGUAAGUUAAACCAUGGAGGCUCCAAACCUCUACUGUUUUUCACAAACCCCAACAAAGUAUCCUAUGGUAGUAUUGUUUUUUGGGCGUUAAUUAUUUUUUCUUAUAUUCAAAUGUAAUAUAUCAAAAACAUCAUGGUGUCA